Molecule: messenger RNA, 2318 nt
Organism: Phaethon lepturus (White-tailed tropicbird)
Lineage: Eukaryota; Metazoa; Chordata; Aves; Phaethontiformes; Phaethontidae
Product: ryanodine receptor 2-like
Exons: 20
Biological process (GO): calcium ion transmembrane transport
Cellular component (GO): calcium channel complex; sarcoplasmic reticulum membrane; smooth endoplasmic reticulum
Molecular function (GO): protein binding; ryanodine-sensitive calcium-release channel activity
Source: RefSeq, a predicted model, not a curated record
AUGUAUAAGACAUAUGUUCUAUAUGGUAAUGUCCAAGCUGAGAUUUCGCGGCUUUGCUUGGCAGCCUUUGACAGUGUUUCUGCUCCCAGGAAUGUUCCACCUGAUUUGUCCAUCUGCACCUUUGUGCUGGAGCAGUCUCUGUCAGUACGGGCCCUCCAGGAAAUGCUGGCUAACACAGAAGAAAAGGCAGAAGGGCUAGUUGAUGUGGAAAAAUGGAAAUUUAUGAUGAAGUCCGCACAAGGUGGUGGUCAUCGAACACUACUCUAUGGGCACGCAAUCCUGCUGCGCCAUUCCUACAGUGGCAUGUAUCUAUGCUGCCUCUCUACAUCUCGAUCUUCGAUGGAUAAGCUGGCAUUUGAUGUAGGAUUGCAAGAGGACACAACAGGUGAGGCAUGCUGGUGGACCAUUCAUCCUGCUUCCAAGCAACGAUCAGAAGGAGAAAAAGUGCGUGUUGGAGAUGAUCUUAUUUUAGUCAGUGUCUCUUCAGAAAGAUACUUGCAUCUCUCUUAUGGCAAUGGUAGCUUACAUGUUGAUGCAGCCUUCCAGCAAACCCUCUGGAGUGUAGCACCAAUCAGUUCAGGAAGUGAAGUUGCCCAAGGAUAUCUGAUAGGAGGGGAUGUUCUGAGGUUAUUGCACGGUCACAUGGAUGAAUGUUUGACAGUCCCUUCGGGUGAACACGGAGAAGAACAAAGGAGAACUGUCCACUAUGAAGGUGGUGCGGUGUCAAUUCAUGCUCGUUCCCUUUGGCGACUAGAGACUCUAAGAGUUGCGUGGAGUGGCAGCCACAUUAGAUGGGGACAGCCGUUCAGACUCAGACAUAUAACGACAGGAAAAUAUUUAAGUCUCCUGGAUGACAAGAGUCUUCUUCUUACAGACAAAGAGAAAGCGGAUGUAAAAUCUACAGCAUUUUGUUUUCGGUCUUCCAAGGAAAAAUUGGAUGUAGGGACAAGGAAAGAGGUGGAUGGAAUGGGAGCACCUGAAAUAAAAUAUGGGGAUUCAAUAUGCUUCAUACAACAUGUAGAUACAGGUUUAUGGCUCACAUACCAGUCUGCUGAUGCAAAGUCUGUAAGAAUGGGUUCUGUGCAGCGGAAGGCAAUAAUGCACCAUGAAGGUCACAUGGAUGAUGGUUUAACCCUGUCCAGAUCUCAGAAUGAAGAAUCCCGUACAGCACGUGUCAUCCGUAGUACAGUCUUCCUUUUCAACAGAUUUAUAAGGGGCCUUGAUGCUCUCAGCAAGAAAGCAAAGUCUUCCACUGUUGAUUUGCCUAUCGAGUCAGUCAGUCUGAGCCUUCAGGACUUGAUUGGCUACUUUCACCCCCCCGAUGAGCAUUUGGAGCACGAAGACAAACAAAACAGGCUCCGAGCACUGAAGAAUCGCCAGAAUCUCUUCCAGGAAGAGGGUAUGAUCAACCUUGUUCUUGAAUGUAUUGAUCGCUUGAAUGUGUACAGCAGUGCAGCUCAUUUUGCAGACAUAGCCGGGAAAGAAGCUGGAGAAGCAUGGAAAUCUAUUCUGAAUUCUUUGUACGAAUUACUAGCGGCUCUGAUUCGAGGGAACCGUAAAAACUGUGCUCAAUUUUCUGGAUCUCUUGACUGGUUGAUCAGCAGGUUAGAAAGACUGGAAGCCUCUUCUGGAAUUCUAGAGGUAUUGCACUGUGUGUUGGUGGAAAGCCCAGAAGCUCUAAACAUUAUUAAGGAAGGACAUAUUAAAUCAAUCAUCUGUCUUUUGGACAAACAUGGAAGAAACCAUAAGGUUUUGGAUGUUUUGUGUUCUCUUUGUGUUUGUCAUGGAGUAGCUGUGCGGUCUAAUCAACAUCUAAUCUGUGAUAAUCUCCUGCCAGGAAGAGAUCUGCUCUUACAGACACGUCUUGUCAACCAUGUGAGCAGCAUGCGACCCAACAUCUUCUUGGGGAUUAGUGAAGGCUCUGCCCAAUACAGAAAAUGGUACUAUGAACUUAUGGUUGACCAUCUAGAGCCUUUUGUGACUGCAGAAUCAACUCAUCUACGAGUGGGCUGGGCUUCAACAGAGGGCUACUCACCAUAUCCAGGGGGAGGAGCAGAAUGGGGAGGAAAUGGUGUUGGUGAUGACUUAUAUUCCUAUGGCUUUGAUGGUCUUCAUCUGUGGUCAGGUUGUGUAGCACGAACAGUAAAUUCUCCCAACCAACAUCUGUUAAGAACUGACGAUGUUAUUAGCUGCUGUUUGGACCUGAGUGCCCCCAGCAUCUCCUUCCGGAUAAAUGGUCAGCCAGUUCAAGGAAUGUUUGAGAAUUUCAACAUAGAUGGCCUCUUCUUCCCAGUUGUCAGCUUCUCUGCAGGAAUAAA